UAGAACCAUUUAAUGAAACAUAUAAGUUCUUUAGACUUUACACAUCUUAAAUUAUUAUAAGAAGUAUCUUGCUAUAAAAUUUAAUUUCAAAAUGAAUUUUUAUAAAUUUAAUGUAUUUUUUAUUGUUUUACUUUUAAACUGUAUGGACACAUUAGCAGGAAAGUCUUCGCGUGAAACGAAUACUUCUACAAAUAAAUUUCAAAUUCCAUUAAUUAAUGAGGCAAUUAAAUAUAUUGAAAAAAACAGAAAUGGUUUCAAUGAAGCCGAAAAAGAGGCAGUAAAUAAAUUAAUAAAUAAAUAUGGAAAAACUACGAAUGAAUUGGAUACUGAUACAGAUGUUGAUUUAAGUAGACUUUAUGAACUAUUGAAUGAUGCAAGAGAAAGUUUAGUUAAAUUAUAUUAUGAAGAAGUAGAUAAUGAAAAUAGUGAUACUAAGUUUUCCAACGUAGGGACAGCUUUAAAUUAUUACGAAGGAACUAAGGAUAUCUUUAACUGUGUAAAAAGUGAUGUUGCAGUUAAUCUAAUUAAAAAUUACGGAAAAAAUAAUUUCAGGCGUGAUAGUGUGAUGGAUAUGAUGUCUAUCGGGUACUAUAAAUCGUGUGGAAUGAAUCCUUAUGAUUGUGUCAUAUAAAUGGGAUUUGAUCAAAAUGAAAUUAAUAAGUCUAUAAGAGAAAAUAUAUGGAACAUAUAUUGAUAAUUCCAAAGCAAUCGAAUUGAUAAAUCUCUACACUAUGUGUAAUGUUAGAUUUUCAAAACUGAAAAAAUUGUUACUUGAUCAAAAGAAAAACUAAUACUCUCAAAAAUAUAUCACAAUUUAAAAUUAUUUCAAUUCAUGUGAUUUAAUUGCAAUCAAUUGAUGUUUGUAAACUAUUUUCCUCUAAAUAAUAAUACUUAUGUAUUCGAGUUUUGACUGUUUUGUAUAUAUUCAAGUAAUUCUUGAAAAAGUUUUUACUAAACCAUUGAAAAAGUAAUCAAAACA
This is a messenger RNA of Daktulosphaira vitifoliae (grape phylloxera), 979 nucleotides long. RefSeq lists its product as uncharacterized. NCBI's taxonomy places the organism in Eukaryota, Metazoa, Arthropoda, Insecta, Hemiptera, Phylloxeridae. The transcript has 5 exons. The record is from RefSeq and is a predicted model, not a curated record. Bases 92 to 631 code for a protein of 179 amino acids.